UACAGAUAAGAAUGACAUCUCCGUUAUCAGAAGAUAAAAUAUUUACUCACAGAGUUUGGUUUACACAUCUUUGUGUAUUCUAAUUCAUUUAUGUAAUAAUGUAUUUGCCAAAAAGUUACUAUUAGUUGGAAGUUCCGUGGCCAUAGACGUUAGUUUGUGAAUUAACAUGAACAAAGGAAGACUUAGGCAGUGUCAUGCAGCCAUGGCUGGCGGCUUCGGGUCGCUGGUCAUGGGCGCUCUCAACGUCUGGCCCUCCUACACUUCAGAGCUCUACGCAUCCAACACCACUACUCCCCUAUCUGCGCCUAUGACGAAAGGCGAGGAGGCCUUGUUAGGGAGCCUGCCUUCAUUAGGAGCGAUUCUAGGCUCAGCAGUAGCUGGGACACUGAUCAAUAUGUUCGGGAGAAGGAAUGGUGGUGUUAUUUUGUCUUUGCCUUGUGUGAUGUCCUGGGCAAUAAUAGGAGUAGCAAGUUCAAUGAACCUGAUUCUAGCGGCAAGAUUCUUGUCCGGUAUUACUGGUGGCAGCUUUCUAGUACUGACGCCUAUCUUCAUAUCUGAAGUCGCUGAAGAUGCUAUUCGCGGAGGUUUAGCUUCAGCAUCAAUAUUCCUGUACUGCACGGGAACACUACUCUCGUACAUAGUGGGCUGGUGCCUCACGUAUAGGACUAUCAUCUGGCUUCACUUGCUACUCAGCGUGUUGUGUACUCUACUCAUACUGUUGGUGGUUGAGAGCCCUGUAUAUCUGCUGAGGCAGAAGAGGGAAGAGGAUGCAAGAGAAGCGAUAGCGAAAUACAGAGGAGUUCCGGUAUCGUCAAUGGUUGUGCUCGAUGAACUGACGCGGAUGAAACAACAGAUCAUGCCGGCUGUCGAACUUGUGUCUAUUACAGAUAUGGAUCCCAAAGCAGAAGAAGCUGAAAAGCAGAAAUUGAAUAAUGAAGAAGAAAUCGUCCAAGAACAGCCUAAAUCGAUGUCACCGAUCAAAUUAUUAUUCGUGUCACCGGUAUCGCGGCAGGCGUUCAUAGUUGUAAUGACAGUCAUCACAAUGCAGGUGUUCAUGGGCAUAGUGCCUGUACAAGUAUACGCAAAGACAGUGUUCACGGAGACAGACCCCAGCAAGUCAGACCUCUAUACAGUCGUGUUUGCAGUUAUACUGUUCUUUGGAGCUCUCACUUCUACGCUUGUAGCAGAUAAGGCUGGAAGACGGAUCCUCAUAAUCAUCUCGUCAAUCCUCGUUUUCCUCUGCAUGGUGUCCCUCGGCUUCCUCCUUCAGACCCGCAUGGCUCCAGCCUGGCUGACGGUGGUGCUGCUGAUGAUGUACUGCUUCUGCUUCAUCAUAGGAGCUGGAAGUAUACCCUACGUGCUGUUGGCUGAGGUUUUUGAGUCACAGGUCCAAGGCCUAGGUUCAAUGAUCGUCAUAGAAUGGGUUUGGUUCCUCAACUUCUUCAUUCUUGGUAUCUUCCCAUACAUGCUGAGUGCUCUCAAAAUUCAUGGAGCCUUCUAUUUCUUUGGUGCCAUGAGCCUUUUAAACGCAAUAUUAGCGUUUAUACUAGUGCCUGAAACCAAGGGACUUUCGAAUGCACAAAUUCAGGACCUUUUUAGAUCAAGAAAGAAGAAUUAGACUGGAGAAGAAGAUUUUUGCUGUGAAAUAGUUUAAGAGAUAUGUUUUAAUGGUGCUUUUUUGGAGAGUGAUGAAUGUGGCAAUCAUAAUAUUUGUGAUUUUUGUAUUAAAAUAAUGUGUGGACCAAAUUAUAUCCAAGACAGGGACUUAUUAAUAAAUCGAUGAUCGGGACUGUGCUUAAAGAAGGAACACACUAUGUAUAAAUACUCCACUAAAUUUUAAACGUGUGUGCUCUAAAGCUCUUUCACAGUUUCGACGUAAUAUUUUUAAUAUGUGAAAUAUGGAAAUAUCUACAAGGAUUAAGUACAUAUACCUGAAAAUGAAUUUUAUGUUUUUUUUUUGAUGUUGAGACCGAAUGAGCUCAGACAACCCAUUCAGGACGAAUUUUUAAAUUCAUCUGCAAGAGAUGGAUGGUUUCUGAGCACCCUUAUCGGCGAUUUAUCAAUUAAUUUUAUAUUUUUAAUUAAAAGGGAAAAUCAAUGGAUGGUCUUUUGGGUAAGGUGCUCAGAAACUGGACAUUAACUGAACAGAGAUCUUUUUGGAUCAUUAAAUUAGUGAGAAUGAAAUACAUUGUUGAAAGAAGGAUGUCCAAAUGAAAAAAGGAUGUAAAAACAUAUCAUUAAAAUAAUAGCCAUAUACCAUAAUGAAAUUAAUAGGAUAAAUAGGUUAAGUAUUUAAAUAAUAAAACUGACGAAUUUAUUCAUUUAUGUUUAAGAGAGAGAAUGGAUUUAUACUGUGUCUACGUUAACUAAAUACAGUGUUGUUGUUUUAAA
Molecule: messenger RNA, 2391 nt
Organism: Helicoverpa armigera (cotton bollworm)
Lineage: Eukaryota; Metazoa; Arthropoda; Insecta; Lepidoptera; Noctuidae
Product: probable metabolite transport protein CsbC
Exons: 10
Coding region: 167-1618 (483 amino acids)
Biological process (GO): transmembrane transport
Cellular component (GO): membrane
Molecular function (GO): transmembrane transporter activity
Source: RefSeq, a predicted model, not a curated record